Pectinophora gossypiella (pink bollworm) is the source of this 1921-nucleotide messenger RNA. It is a transcript of the gene fne, whose product is annotated as ELAV-like protein 1. The record is from RefSeq and is a predicted model, not a curated record. Gene Ontology annotation, molecular function: RNA binding. Gene Ontology annotation, cellular component: ribonucleoprotein complex. The transcript has a single exon. Lineage: Eukaryota; Metazoa; Arthropoda; Insecta; Lepidoptera; Gelechiidae. The coding region runs from base 358 to 1494 and encodes 378 amino acids.
UUUUCGUGGUAAAAAUAAAAUUAUGCCACGCGUACGAACAAUAAUUGAAAUAUUUUUUUAAAUUCAAGAAUUUGAUAUAAAAUACUAAAUAAGGCAAUUAGUGAAGAAGUCAAUUCAGCAAAUAGUUAUUUCCUUCACAAGGUCACUGAUUUGUUUUCAUGAAUCUGUUCUGAACUGGUAACAUUUCUCCAAAAACAACAUGAACUUGUGAACCGGCGUUGCUGGCGUUUUCGUGUGACUAGGUUUUUUGUGUUCGUUCUUUGUUCAAGUUCCAUGUCGCAAAUGAAAUAAUCAAAGAAUAGUGUGAGUUUUAUUAGUAUUUUGUUUUCGUAGUGUAGUUUUUGCAAUAAAAGAACAAUGAUAAACGAAAUGAUGGUGGAGAAUGGCGGCGGCGACGCCAAUUCCAAUGUGUCACCUACCAAACUCAUGGUCAACUACAUCCCCGAGUUGAUGACGCGCGAUAUGAUGUACGCGCUGUUCUCGGCGAUGGGCAAGAUCGAGAGCUGCAAGCUGAUCGCUAACCGCGGCUACGGCUUCGUCGAGUAUGAGAAGCACGAGGACGCAGAGAAGGCGCGGGCCGCCUUCAACGGGCUGCUCAUGCAAGGCAAGACGCUCAAGGUAUCAUUCGCGCUCCUAAACCCUGAAAACAAGGUCAGCCACAAGCCCGACACAGAAUCUAACCUGUACAUCAGCAACCUGCCCCCGGACAUGACGCUCGAGCGACUCAACAACCUAUUCGGUCAAUUCGGUGUCAUAACUAACAGCAGAGUCUCGCAGGGCAUAGGCUUCGUGUGUUUCGAGCAGCGCGGGCAGGCCGAGGAGGCCAUCAAGAACAUGAACGGCUCGUCGCCGAUACCCGGCGCCGGCGCCAUCGUUGUAAAGUUCGCCAACAAACCCAACUCGAACAAGAACCCGCCACGGCCGACGCCGCGCGUUCCCGUGGGCGCGGCGCCGCUGGCCGCGUACAACGGCGCGGCGGUGUUCAACGGCACGCCGCCGACCGCCUUCAACGGCACCAACCUGUCGGCGGCGUUCGGUGCGCGGCCCGCAGCCUUCGCGGCCGGCUUCCCGCAGGCGUCACCGCCGCCACUGCUGCCGUCGCCUGGCAAGGCGCUGCCGUUCAUCAACAAGGGCACGCAGCGCUUCAACCCGAUGGCGGCCACCAACCACUCGCCGCUGCCGCUGCUGGGCGCGCCCGCCAGCCCCGUGCCGCUGCUCGGUGCACAGCCUGCGCCGCACCAGACCACAGUGUAUGUAUACAACAUUGGGGAGGACACGGAGGAGUUGGCGCUGUGGCAGCUCUUCGGCCCUUAUGGUGCCAUUGAUUCUAUAAAAGUGAUCAAAGAUCCCGAGACAAAGAAAAAUAAAGGUUUUGCAUUUGUGAACAUGCGCGAUUAUGAUGAGGCCGCGAUGGCUAUCCAAGCGCUCAAUGGCUACACGCUCAACGGACAGGUUCUAUCGGUUAGCUUUAAGACUCAGAAGAGAAAUAAUUAGGGUGUGUACGGACGUUGUAGACGCCGUCUCGUUGUGUUGGUUCCGGGCCGAAAGCUUAAAAGAAAGAUUUCAUUCCAAUCUCAGAAUAUUUUUGUAGUCGAGACGCGAGAUCCUCUAUGUGCAUUUCAGAUUAGUCUUAUAAGUAUUUUUGUAAGAUUUAACAAUUUUAACAUAGUUUUAUAUUGGCGAGCGCGACAUGACUAUCUGUGAGUUUAGUUGGCUUGACGUAUCGUAUAUGUGUACCACUCUAUCUUAUUGUAUGGUAUUAUAUUAUGGACUAUGUAUGGACCUGUCGCACUAUGUAUGCCCUGGGGCGCCCGCCUCGCUAGUCGUGAGCCUGGGUUGCCUUACCCUCCAGGUAUUUUAUUUUGUGUAAAACAAACAUUGUAUGUUUUUUAUCUUUAAUAAAUUUCAUGUUUAAAUAGAA